Molecule: messenger RNA, 648 nt
Organism: Triticum turgidum subsp. durum (durum wheat)
Lineage: Eukaryota; Viridiplantae; Streptophyta; Magnoliopsida; Poales; Poaceae
Source: the annotation of a GenBank genome assembly
AUGGAAUGUGAAGCCAUAAGGAAUGUGAAGGAGAAGUGCAACAAGGAUAUCACAAAGGACAACAUUUUGGGAAGGCUUAGAACUUUCGACAGGUACUAUGAAGUCAUUACCAAGAUACUUUCCCAAAGUGGUUUUGGGUGGGAUUGGGUGAAUCAUAAGCUAUCAAUGGAUAGUGAUGAUGUCUGGAUCAAAUAUGUGGAGGCUAAUAAGAAAGAGAAAGGAUUAGCUUCCUACAAGACCAAAGUAGUGAAGCAUUGGGAGUCCAUAUCUAUCAUAUAUUCAAAAGAUCAUGCCAAUGGUGAAGGUGCGAUGACUGGUGCUGAGACUGCUGCAGAUCCAGAAGCAGAACCAAUAGAAAUCUCUCCAGAAGUGGCACCAAAGAGGCAACGAACAGGUGAGUCCAUUAUGUGCAUGAUUGGAGAAAUGAGGGCUACUUUCAAGGAUGCUUUGAAGACAACUGAUCCACUUCCACUGCCAAAAGCUACCACUCCUGCGGCAAUUCUAGCUGCACUUCAGUUGAUACCAGACUUGGCAGAGCCAGACAUGUUGCGAUCAUAUGGGAAGCUGAUUCUUAAUGAGUGUUUAUUUGAAGCUCUAAUGGAGUUGCCCAUGGAAAUGAGGAAGGCCUGGCUGUUAGUGUUGCCUUAA